AUGGCAGCAGUGAGAACAAAGUCGUUCCGUCGUACUGGGAGUUUAGCACGGAGCAGAUCGGAGGGAACCCUGAUUGAUCUAGAUGAUUCUGUGACCACAACUAACAACCUCAAUGGGGGUCGAAUGGCCCAUCAGUCAGCGGAACAUCUGGACUGGCCUGUCUUACAAACAGAAGUUAACAAUUCAGUGCAAACUACGAAUCCAUUCUGGAAAAAACUCUACGGUUCCAAUCCAUUUUUAGAUGAAAUUGUCCACGAAAGCACCAUACAGACAGACAUGUCUAUUCUAAAAGAGGAUCCAUCAGCUCUGUUUGGCAAGAAUAAUGAUGAUUCCAUCAGCAACUCUUCAGACGAAACAAACUUCAGCCAGCUGCUAAAACCCAAGAGAAACAACAGCUUGUAUCGCUCAGGAAAGUGGAGAAGUGCCUCUGACAUUCUUGACAGUCUUCAGAACAGAGAGUCAAAGAAGGAGAAGAAAAUCAACUCCCAGGGCCCCUUCAUGAAGCCUGACUUUGAGUGGCUGAAAAACGACAGGGAAGCUUACAAAAUGGCUUGGCUUAGUCACAGACAACUGACCCGGUCCUGUUUGGACUUGGACCUGAUGAAACAGAGUCCUGGUUGGGCCCAGACUCAGGCCACCGACACUCAGAUUGUCUGCAAGAUUGAUCACACAGGAGGCUCUGUCCAGUUACCUGAUUCUGACAUCAGUAUCCAUGUACCCCAAGGUCACAUUCCCCCUGGAGAAGUCCAGGAAAUUGCACUCAGAGCGAUCCUUGAUCCUCCCCCAGGGAUUAAUAACAACUACACAACAACCGUGAGUCCUUUAGUGGAAAUUAAUCUGAGCAACCUGAAUACAAUGGAAAGCAUUUCACUGGAAAUGAAAAUGACAGCUGGAGUCAAGAAUGAUCCCUUGAGCCAGGUCAUGACUACGUUUCUGGGUCUAGUGGCCAGUAAGAAAGAGGGCCCGUAUGAGAAAGUCACAGACUGUUACGUGUACAAGGACAUGUUACAGAUGAAGCUCCAGGGCUUCAGACCUCAGAUGUAUGUUAUUGCUGCUGCUGAGGCCUCUGUCAUCCAGUCACCGGCGACUUCAGUCUGGGACUACUUGACACACCAGAUUACAGUGGCAGCGUAUGGCCCAAAACACAUUCACCCAGCUAUCAAAGUUGUUUUGUAUUUUUCUUGCCAUAACUUCAUCCCGGAAAGGUUGCCGUUCUCUGACAUACACAAGGGUGGUAAGAACCUGCCACCCGUGGUGCUGUACCUUUGGGGAAAGCAACAGUUCACACUGGAUGGACUAAAGGAUCUACAGAUUGUAACAAGCGUUGCAGAUUCCAAUUUCCAAGUUAAAUCUGGGGAUGAAAAUAAAGAGGUCAGACAAGAACAUCUGAAAUUAGGCAACAUACCUCACCUACCCCUGGAGCUGUGCAGGACAGGUAAAGGUGAGAUGAGCCCCUUCAAACUGGCCAUUCAGGUGAAGGAUUCUAACGGGCUGUCUUUGACCGAUUUCCACUUUCUCUCUCCUGAGGCUCCCCCACUCAGAUCAGACAAGCACAAGCGGCUGGACCAGCGGGUUACAAAGGAGUUACCAGUCCCCAUACCCGAGGAGUCCGCGCCGACGCCUCGGGAAUACCCCAAGUUCCGGGACAAACGGGUGGAUGUGCAGUGGUAUGGCGUGGCCCUAAAAUCUGUACUGCGACAGCCGAGGGUGGAGUACCUCCUGGAAUACUUCAAGGGUGAUACUGUUGCUCUCCUGACCAAGGAUACUGUCAGGUCAGUGGGACAGUCGAAAGUGAAGGAGUGGUACAUCUGCUUCCUCCGUGGCAGGAUCGGCCUUGUGCACAGCAAGAAUGUGAAGGUCAUUACGCGCGAUCAAGUGAUCGACUUCUCUGGAGUGAAGAUCACCACACAAGGGCUCCUGGACAACAUGACCCUGCCGUUUAAGAGGCUAACCUACAUGUAUUCUGCCAUUCAGACGCUGGUCACGGAGCAUGUAUCCAGCUGGAGGGAUUUUGCAGAGGCCCUGGGUUACUCAAAUCUGUCAGUGGAUGUUCUCGCCAGGAGACAAACCGAGAGCGAGGCGGAGAAGGUGGCUUGUGUCCUGGAGAAGCUGAAGGAAGAUUGCCACGUGGGGAAAAGCAAGAAGAAGUUCCAGCAUGAACUCAUGAUUGGACUCCUUAAAAUGAAUGCCCAGAGCCUGGUAUGCCAUCUUAUCCAUGAAACUGUGAUUCUGUCCACUGCCGUGGAGCUGGGGGUGAGAUGGAGGGAACUAGCGGAGCGGCUUGGGAAACUGUCAAACGCCCAGAUGGCUGCGUAUGAGUCACCACACAGGGGAAAGAACGGGGAAGUCAGCGCCCAGUCGAUGUGGAAGCCUGCGUAUGACUUUCUGUACUUGUGGAGCAUGCGGUACGGUGAGGGCUACAAAGACAUGGUUCAGGAUCUGCACUUAGCCCUGGAUAAGAUGAAGAACCCAGUGACCAGGCAGUGGAGGGAGAUCACUGGAGCUCUUAUCACAGUGAACUGUAUGGAAGUCCUCCAGGGUUCUGCCUUCUCCAACAGAUAGAGCCUGGAGAGUGGGUGAGGUAAGGCUGAUACAAUGGCCUGUGGAUUUCCACGUCAACAGUCCACAAAAUGGCUGAAUUUUAUUUUAUUUUGUUUUUUUUGCAUUGACAUCUUUCCUUAUGUAAUUUGCAAGCUUUGUACUUAGUUUUUCCCUACUGGGGAGAAACACCACUGAACAUUUUGUGGUGUUAUGACACCCUGAUAUUUUGAGAGUUAAGCAUCAAACCUCGUACUCUGAAGCAAAUCUUAGUA
Molecule: messenger RNA, 2813 nt
Organism: Chanos chanos (milkfish)
Lineage: Eukaryota; Metazoa; Chordata; Actinopteri; Gonorynchiformes; Chanidae
Gene: macc1
Product: MET transcriptional regulator MACC1
Exons: 4
Coding region: 1-2562 (853 amino acids)
Cellular component (GO): cytoplasm
Source: RefSeq, a predicted model, not a curated record